AUGCAAUAUGAAAAAGGAGAUAAUUAUGAGGGAAAUUCUUAUAUCGUUCCUAAAUGGAAACAAAACAUAAAUAGUAACGAAUUGGGUUGGAAAAAUAAAAUCGGUAUGAAUUGUCAAAAUAAUAAUAUAGAUAUAUUUUGUAAUAAGAAUGAAAACAAAAUAGUAAACAAUUGCGAAAUGUACCCAUUAAUUUGUGGAGAAGAUAAAGACAUUAAGAAUUUAAAGUUUUCAAUAGUUACUUCAUUAAAUAAACUUAAAAAAAAUAAUCGUUCAAAAGUAACAUAUUAUAAGGAAUAUGAAUCAGAAAACUUUGAAGGAAAAGAUAUAAACAAUAUUAGAAAAGAAUCUAUACACUAUGAAAGUAAAUAUUCUGAAAACGAAGAAAUUCAAAAAUGUAGAAAAAACAACAAUGGGAAUAUAUUUCAAGCAUCAAAAAUAAUUCAAAAAAAUAAUAAAUCAAAUUAUGAUUUAGAACCACAAGUAAUCAUUGAAAAUAUGAACAAGGCAAUAAAUAAUUCGGAAUUUAUUAAGAAUAUGAACUACUAUUUUGAAGAAAUAAAUAGUAACACACAAUUAGAAAAUGAGAAUAAUAAAGCUAUCCAAGCGGAUAAGACAUUUUGGGAUAUAAAUAUCGAAAAAGACAAAUUAAAUAAAAAGGAACUCCCUGAAUUUAUACCCAAAAUAAACUACAAUGAUAAAAAUAAUGUAAAUUUUAUAGAAAAAACAAAUAUUGAAAAUGAAAAAGAUUUAUUAAAAGAUAUGAAUGCACAUGUAUAUGCUUUUAAAGAACAUUGUGAUUAUUUAAAGCUUAUAUUAAAUGAAUUAAAAGAUUUAAUGCAUAUUAUCUAUACUUGUUUUAAGAUAAAGAAAAAUGAUAAUUGUUUAGAAAAACAAAUAAAUUCCACUACCAUUAUAAACAAAUGCGAUGAAUAUUUUACCCAAAACCCAAAGGAAAUAAAUUUACAUGACCAUGUCAGCAAAAAUAAGAAUUUUCAAAAAGAACUAUUUUAUUGUAAAACUCUUAAAAUUAAUGAUGAACAAAAUAUUUAUUCAUCUGAAAUAUAUGUAAACUGUUUAAAUAAGUUUAUGAAAAAUGAAUUAAGUAUAGCUCUUGAAAAUAUAAGAAAUAUUUUAAAUAAUCCAAAUUGCGAAAUAAACAAAGAAGGUGUUAAUAAAAUAAAAAUAAAUAAUUUACAGUUAGCUAAUGAUUAUAUAAAAACAGAAUAUAUUACAAAAGAUGAACAAAAUAAAAAAGAAAACCAAAAUAACGAGAACAGCAUUUCUAUAUUAUCAAUUAGUAAAUUAGUUAGUGAUAUGUCUUAUAUUCGACAAUAUAUAGAAGAAUUAAAAAUGAACUGUAUAAAAGAAAAUAAGGAAGUUCAAGUUAAAAUCAAAAAAGAAGCUGAUAGUUCAGAAAAUAAAAAUAAAAAUGAAUUUGAUGGACAAAAUGAAAACAAUAAAAAAUAUCAAAAUAAAAUAUCAGAGUUAGAAAAAGAACUUUUGAAUACUAAAUUGUUAUUAGCCCAAAGUGAAACUAUAAGGGAAAUAGAAAUUAAUGAAAUAAAAAAAAGUAAAUGCAAUUGA
Plasmodium berghei ANKA is the source of this 1584-nucleotide messenger RNA. Its product is annotated as conserved Plasmodium protein, unknown function. Bases 1 to 1584 code for a protein of 527 amino acids. The record is from RefSeq and is a predicted model, not a curated record. Lineage: Eukaryota; Apicomplexa; Aconoidasida; Haemosporida; Plasmodiidae. The transcript has a single exon.